GUCAAAAUGGCUUCGAUAGAAACGAGAAGUUCUGGAAAAAAAAAUAGCAAGUUCGAAAGUAAAGUAAAAGGAAUGGAGCCAUUGAUGUCAAUGGCAUGCAUACUUUGACUUGUCAAUGACUCGAUCUAAUAAAACUGUUCAUUCUUAUCAAGCACAGCCGCACAGGCAACAAUUACCAAAUAUUCAUCUAUGGAAAUUGGCAGCUGCAUCUUCAUGGCAGCUCUUCGUCUCUUACUAUGUUGUUUCUGUUGGCAACUUGGUGCUGCCGUAGAUACCAUAACAUCAUCUCAAUACAUCAAAGAUCCUGAAGCUGUAGUUUCUGCUGGAAAUAAGUUCAAACUGGGAUUUUUUAGCCCUGGUAAUUCAACAAACCGGUAUGUAGGAAUAUGGUACAGCAAUAUUUCUGUUACAACUCCAGUCUGGAUAGCUAACAGAAACAAGCCACUCAAUGAUUCUUCUGGGAUUAUGACAAUAUCUGAAGAUGGAAAUAUUGUAGUUUUGGACGGUCGGAAAGAGAUUCUUUGGUCGUCAAAUGUUUCAAAUGGGGUCAGUAACUCAAGUGCACAGCUUACGGAUGAUGGAAACGUAAUCCUGCGAGGGGGCGAAAUUGGAAACAGCUUAUGGCAGAGUUUCCAGGAACCAUCUGAUACUUUCAUGCUGAAGAUGAGACUUACUGCUAAUAGAAGAACGGGUAAGAAGACGCAAAUAACAUCAUGGAAAAGCCCUUCUGAUCCAUCUGUUGGAAGUUUUUCUUCUGGUAUUGAACCCUCAAGCAUUCCUGAGGUUUUCGUUUGGAAUGAUAGCCGUCCAUUCUGGCGGAGUGGUCCAUGGAAUGGUCAAGCCUUUAUAGGAAUUCCAGAAAUGAAUUCAGUUUAUCUUAAUGGGUAUAAUCUUGUACAAGAUGGAGAUGGAACUUUUUCACUAAGCGUUGGGCUGGCCAAUGAAUCUUAUAUCACCAAUUUUGCUUUGAGUUAUGAAGGAAGAUUUGGAGAAAUGUAUUGGGAUUCUGCCAAUGAGAGGUGGGAACAUAAGAAGCAAUAUCCAGGAGAUGAUUGUGAUAUUUAUGGAAAAUGUGGGCCUUUUGGAUUCUGUAAUACACAGAAUUCACUAAUUUGCAGGUGCUUGAAAGGGUUUGAACCAAAAAAUUCUGACGAGUGGAAUAGAAGAAAUUGGACAAAUGGUUGUGUCAGGAGGAGGGAAUUGAAAUGCGAAAGAACACAAAGUGAUGGUCAAGUGCCCAAAGAAGAUGAGUUUUUGAAACUGGAUAAGGUGAAAGUGCCAGACUUUUCUGAGUGGUCAUCUUCAGCAUCCGAACAAAAUUGUAAGGAUGAGUGCUUGAAUAAUUGCUCAUGUAUAGCUUACUCAUAUCAUACUGGUAUUGGUUGUAUGCUAUGGAGGGGAAAGUUAACUGAUAUAAGGAAGUUUUCCAGUGGAGGGGCUAAUCUUUAUGUCCGCCUUGCAGAUUUGGAAUUCGGAAAAAACAGAGAUAUGAAAGCAGUUAUCUGUAUAACUGUGGUUACAGGAGCAAUUAUUGUUGCAGUUGGUGCUUUUUUUUGGUGGAGGAGGAUGGCUAAAUAUAGAGAAAGGAAGAGGGAAAGCGAGCGAAUCUUAUCAUCGAGAAGGAAGAAAGGAUAUCCAAUAUUCUUCAAUGGAAACUUGAUCCAAGAGAGCAUGAACCAAGUUAAAUUUCAAGAACUACCACUAUUCAAAUUACAAAUGCUGAUAGCUGCAACAGACUACUUUGAUGCUGCCAACAAGCUUGGGGAGGGUGGUUUUGGGCCAGUGUACAGGGGAAAUCUGCCAGAUGGGCAAGAAAUAGCGGUGAAAAGACUGUCAAGAGCAUCUGGGCAAGGGCAAGAAGAAUUUAUGAACGAGGUUGUGGUGAUUUCUGAACUCCAACACAAGAAUCUUGUGAGACUUCUUGGUUGCUGUGUUGAAGGAGAUGAAAAGAUGCUGGUCUAUGAAUACAUGCCAAAUAAAAGCUUGGAUGCAUCUCUCUUUGAUCCAGUUAGAAAAGAAGUUCUAGACUGGAAAAAACGCUUCAACAUUGUCGAUGGAAUUUGUCGAGGUCUCCUUUACCUUCACAGAGAUUCCAGACUAAGAAUUAUUCAUAGAGAUCUGAAGCCAAGUAACAUCUUGUUGGACCAAGAACUAAAUCCAAAAAUUUCAGACUUUGGGAUGGCUAGGAUAUUUGGAGGCAAUGAAGAUCAUGUUAAAACGAGAAGGGUUGUAGGAACCUAUGGCUAUAUGUCCCCUGAAUACGCAAUGCAUGGGAGAUUUUCAGAGAAAUCAGAUGUUUUCAGCUUUGGAGUCUUGCUGUUAGAGAUUGUGAGUGGAAGAAGAAGUACUAAAAUUGAUGGCAAUGAACAGGGUUUGAACCUUUUGGAAUUUGCAUGGAAACUGUGGAAUGAAGGGAACGCUCCAGCUCUAGUCGAUCCUGCAUUAACAUUAGAUCAAUAUUCCAAGGUGGAAAUUUUUAGAUGCAUACAUGUAGGUUUGCUGUGUGUUCAGGAAUUCGCAAAAGAUAGGCCAGCUAUCUCUACCAUCAUUUCAAUGCUAAAUAGUGAAAUCGUGGAUCUUCCUCUUCCUAACAACCCAGCAUACACAGAAAGGCUUAUUGGUUUACAUACAGAGAGGAGGGGAGACUCCAUAAACUUUGUUUCAACUACACUUUUCACUGGCCGAUAACUAUUCCUUGAACAUUUAUUUUUCAGUUAGGUGUGUAGUGUAAGAGAAUCAAGACAAUCACCCAAAAUCAAAGUUCUUUAUUUUGUAUAUGGUGUCAGUAGUUGAAUUCUUUAGGCCUAUGAAAGUUUUUGUAUACUGAUAGAGAGGAGUUCAGGACGUAAGGUUGCUAGUGACUCCAGAAACUGGACAGUUUUCUGUCUACCUUAAGAACAUGACAAGAUUUAGGAAUUUCUUUUUUCAUUGUAAAGCAUAAUGCUUGAAAUAUUAGUUUAUUCAUACC
Molecule: messenger RNA, 2968 nt
Organism: Populus trichocarpa (black cottonwood)
Lineage: Eukaryota; Viridiplantae; Streptophyta; Magnoliopsida; Malpighiales; Salicaceae
Product: G-type lectin S-receptor-like serine/threonine-protein kinase At1g11330
Exons: 7
Coding region: 190-2688 (832 amino acids)
Biological process (GO): recognition of pollen; protein phosphorylation
Molecular function (GO): protein serine/threonine kinase activity; ATP binding
Source: RefSeq, a predicted model, not a curated record